AUGGAUCCGGAUUUGUAUUGGAGCUUAAAACAUCAUUUCGAGUGCAAAAUACAAGUUUGCACCAACGGACUAAAGCCCAAUCUGAGAAUCGAUCCCGAACUAGAAAAGCUAGCAAGGAAAUGCAUUAAGUUUGGUUCCUUGGAAGACGGCGAAUAUGUCGAGCUGAAUUACGAUGAGCUUAUUAGCCUUGAAUGCUCUUCGAAAAUUGUUACAUAUACGCCUGGCGAUAAUGCGCUGAAUAAUGCCGUGGACAAAGCUCUAAGCUCUAAGAACUAUGAACGGGAAUUGAAAAAGGGGCCGGACAGCUUCGGAUGCUGCCAACCAGAUAUCGGAGUCAGAGGUGUGAAGACGAUAUAUUGCUUUUUCAAUCUUUGGUCCGAACCGCGUGUUCGCAACUCUUCGGACUGGCAAUGCCCUAAAGAUAAGAAAGUGUGA
Molecule: messenger RNA, 435 nt
Organism: Cylicocyclus nassatus
Lineage: Eukaryota; Metazoa; Nematoda; Chromadorea; Rhabditida; Strongylidae
Source: the annotation of a GenBank genome assembly